CGCGCUUGGUAUACUUAAUCCGAAACGAACAGCUGUUGCUCACACGAUGACAGUAUACGAUCGACCGUCAUAACACGUGUUUCGCAUUGUUUCGCGCACUUGAAAGUCGAUAUAUUAUACGCACGAGAAUCAAGAACUCUGGAGAAAGAAAACGUAUAUAUUUCGCGCUUUUCUCCUCCGUACACAUCAAACACAUAUACACACGCAUACAUAGUCUGCGCACGGGAGUGACGGAAUCCCGUGGUUAAUGUGAUUUUUUUUUUUCGCGAUUAAGGCAAAACAUUGUAAACUGCGCAGUUGUUCAUCGUGAAAGAACACUUGAUACGCUUCUGGAGCGAACCGGAAAGGAAGGAAGAUACGACUUGGAAAAUAAUCCGGAAGGUGUUCGCGUUAAUAGAUCAAAACGAUAGGACAACAUGAAUCUGUCGUUUGCUGGCUGCGGUUUCCUCGGCAUCUAUCAUGUUGGUGUGGCGGUUUGCUUCAAAAAGUACGCGCCACAUUUAUUGUUGAACAAGAUAAGCGGCGCGUCCGCGGGUGCUAUCGCUGCGUGCUGCUUGCUCUGCGAUCUACCCCUAGGCGAAAUGACGAGCAACGUAUUACGUGUGGCACGUGAAGCACGACAACGUACGCUCGGACCGUUCAGUCCAUCUUUCAAUAUACAAGAAAUAUUACUGGAUGGCUUGCGGAAGUUUUUACCAGAUGACGCACAUAUUCGUGUUAACGGAAAAUUGCAUAUCUCUCUAACGAGAGUCUAUGACGGUAAGAAUGUGAUCGUUUCUCAAUUCAACUCAAAGGAUGAUUUGAUGCAGGCUCUAUUAGCCUCUUCAUUCGUGCCACUAUUUUCUGGUUUGCUGCCACCACGAUUCCACGGCAUCAGAUACAUGGACGGUGGUUUUAGCGAUAAUCUUCCUACGCUCGAUGAAAAUACUAUUACCGUUAGUCCGUUCUGCGGAGAAAGCGAUAUAUGUCCGAGGGACAUUUCAUCUCAACUUUUUCACGUCAAUGUCGCCAAUACAAGCAUAGAACUUUCCAGACAAAAUAUGUACAGGUUCACGAAAAUACUCUUUCCGCCUAAAACGGAGAUACUCUCGAAUAUGUGUAAGCAAGGAUUUGACGAUGCAUUGCGAUUUCUACAUCGUAAUAAUCUACUAAACUGCACGAGGUGUCUCGCGGUUCAGUCCACAUACAUAGUUCAGGAAACGAUCGACGAUAGUAUGGAAUAUGAUCCAGAAUGUUUGGAAUGUAAAAUGCACAGACAGGAAGCAUUGGUAGCUAAUAUGCCUGAGACUGUGAUGACAAUAUUUCAAGAUGCUAUAGAUUCGGCCAACAAGGGACUUAUUAACUGGUUAUUCAAACAUCGUAGCAUGAAGUUACUGUCGUUAUUGAGUUUGCCUUGCACGCUACCGGCAGAUGUAAUGUACGCUACAAUCACAAAUCUGAUUGGUAACAAGAUAGAAACUCGUACCUUGGAAUACAAAGUAGUCGGAAAUAUUCUGCGUAUCCCGCAACAGGCACUUACUCGCAAUAAACAUUUAACACAUUCUCGAUUCAUUACGAGUGUCCCGAAACUACGACAUAAUUUAAUAGAAUUAACUAAACUUUUCUUGGAGCAAUUGAGUAUAAUGUUCCCAAAAAUCAAUAUCUAUGCCGAGCCUUUGCCUCAAACAAUCAAAUGUUAUUUCAACAUUAUGGAAUAUGAUUCGAAUACGUACGAUGUGCAAGCUAUAGAAGAAACAGACAUUAUAUAUAAAAAGCAAAAGAAUCUGAAUUUGACUCUCCAAUACAACGAAUGUGAGCAAUGGAAAGAUUCAAGAAAAUCGAGUUGUGUAAUAAAUAUGAGCGACUUUGCAUCAGUGGACGAUACUUUCGAAAAUAUUCUCCAAGCAACUUCGGAUCAAGAGGCAGUAAUAGCAUAUUAUUACAUGGAUGAUAACAAUAAAGUGCAAGUGACAGAAAUCUUCGAUGUAACGGAAUCAGAAUCUCAUACCAUGCUUUCCAUAGAUGAAGUUGAGACCAAUAAAAAACUCCAAUUCGAUGAAUGGGAUGAACCUUCAUGGUUAUCUCAGCACACACUUGACGUAACUACAGAGUCUCUUUAUACCGACGAAAAUCUACGAAGCAUGGAGAAUUUGUCGGAUUUAUCGGUAGAAGACGAUAUACUGGAUAGCGCGAAUAUAUUCUCUGAUCCAGAAAGUGAAUGGGAAGUGGAAAAGAAUCUAGAGCAAGCUGAAAUACUUAAAUCUCCGGAUAGUCGGCCGGAAGUAGAUCAACCAUCCACAAACUUGCUAUAGAAAUAAGAUAAUAGCUUGUUAUUGUUACCAUAUAUAAUUAAAGAUGUGUCUUAUUAGAUAAUAGCUUGCAAGAACAUAUAUGCGCUAUUUAAUUAACCAUAAAAAAAUUUAUAAAAUGAUGAGAUUGAAAUAUUUUAAUG
Molecule: messenger RNA, 2431 nt
Organism: Atta colombica
Lineage: Eukaryota; Metazoa; Arthropoda; Insecta; Hymenoptera; Formicidae
Gene: bmm
Product: patatin-like phospholipase domain-containing protein 3
Exons: 13
Coding region: 417-2291 (624 amino acids)
Biological process (GO): lipid homeostasis; triglyceride catabolic process
Cellular component (GO): membrane; lipid droplet; cytoplasm
Molecular function (GO): triacylglycerol lipase activity
Source: RefSeq, a predicted model, not a curated record